UUAAAUUUGGCCCGUGCCUUCCCGCACUGUCCCACCAUAAACGAUCGGAAGUUCUCGUUGAAAAUUAUUUAUUGGCGCACUACCAAAUAAUGCCAUAGGAUGGCGCUGUUGAGCUCCAGUCAGCUCCUAGCUACCCGAUAACGCCCAAGACCAGUGAGUGAGAGGAUUCAAGGAUGGAGCGUAGUAGGCUGUGGCACACAGACAAACGAAAAUUAAAAAAAACUUGGGAACAGGACUAUUUUUUUACCGAGGUAGAUUCCAAUGCAGUGUGUCUGGUAUGUAAGCAGAGGGUCGCUGUUUCAAAGGAAUACAACAUUCGCCGUCACUAUCUAACUAAGCAUGCGGCUGAGUUCGCAAAGUACACUGGAGAACAUUGCAAGGUCAAGUUAGCAGACUUGCUAACAAAGCUAACCACCCAGCAGCGAACUCUACUUCAGCCGUCGACUGCACAAGAAAAUGCCACUCGGGCUAGUUAUCGCAUUAGCAAUGCAAUCGUGAGAAGUGGGAGAGCUUUUGCAGCGGGUGAUUUCGUCAAGGAGUGUUUGACAAUUGCUGCCCAAGAUGUGUGUCCAAAUCCGAUGCGUGUGUUUUCUCAAAUUAGCCUGUCACGGAACACUGUCACCCGCCGCGUUGAGGACAUGGCCGAAGACGUUCGAGGUCAGAUAGCCCAAAGAGCAAGUCACUUUUCUGCCUUCUCCAUUGCGUGCGAUGAAAGCACCGACAUGUCCGACUCAGCACAGUUGCUGGUGUUUUUGCGAGGCGUCAAUGAGGACUUUGAAGUGUGUCAAGAACUAGCGGGCCUUGAAACAUUGAAAGGGACAACAAAAGGUGUGGAUAUUUUUAUGGCAGUGGAGCGAGUUCUGGACAAGAACGGUUUGAACUGGGAAACCCUAUCUGGCAUCAUGACUGAUGGAGCCCCCGCCAUGGUCGGUAAGCGAGCAGGGCUAACUGCACUUGUGUCGGACAAGGUCUCCGAGUUUGGUGGCUCGAUUUUAAAGUACCAUUGUAUUUUGCAUCAGGAGCAACUGUGCGCUAAAAACAUGGGCUUGAAAAACGUCAUGCAGGAUGUCGUCGCCAUUGUCAACAAUAUUCGCUCAAAGGCCCUCUCACACCGUCAAUUCAAAGCUCUGCUUGAUGAGAUGGAUGCCCAGUAUGGUGAUGUAUUGUACCAUCAGGAGGUGCGGUGGUUGAGCCGUGGGAAAGUUUUGCGGGGUUUCUUUGAUCUGCGCGAGGAAAUAAGAGAGUUUCAAGCCAUGAAGACGAACAACAUCCAAGUGCCCACGGACAGUCACUGGCUUGCAGACCUGGCUUUUCUUGUGGACAUCACAGAGCUGCUGAAUAUCCUCAAUCUUCAGCUCCAAGGGAGAGACCAGAUGAUCACGCAGAUGUAUGACCAUGUCAAAGCCUUCAAGCAAAAGUUCCAGCUGCUUAGCAGACAUCUCUCAAAAGGAAAUUUGGAACAUUUCCCCAGCCUCAGAGAAGUUGGGUUGAUGGAGGAAGACACACCAAAAUACCUCAACAUUCUCAACAAUCUUGAGGUGGAGUUCGACCAUCGCUUUGAAGAUUUUCGUGGAAAUACAACAGCAUUUGAGCUGUUUGCUCAACCUUUUUCUGUGAAUGUGGAUGCAGUCAGUGAGGAGCUUCAAAUGGAACUUUUGGAACUUCAGUCUGAUUCAGACCUCCAUAGCAGGUUCAGAGAGCUUUCCUUACAAGAUUUUUACAGGUCUAUUCCCGCACACAGAUAUGGCAAGAUACGCAAACAUGCCCAGGUUAUGUUAUCCCUCUUUGGAAGUACUUAUGUCUGUGAGCAGGCUUUCAGCCUUAUGAAUCUUAACAAGUCCAAACUGAGGAAUGCUUUAUCUGACUCUCACCUACAUGACAUUCUCACUUUGUCAGUUAGUCAGCUUGAACCUGAUAUUGAGAGGCUUUUAAAAACCAAGAACAGGCUUCAUGUUUCCCACUGAUUGGACUACUACAGGCAGAAUAUGUAGGCCUGCCCUAGGCCCCCAUUGUGUCACCUGGGAGUAUGGUAGGCCCAAGGACUGGUAAUGUUCCACACCUGUCCACAAAUAUUUCAUAGUGCUUCAGUUAUUUUUUUAAUUUAAAGAAGCCAGAUCGAUGUUAUGAAAUGUUAUUGACCUAAAUGUGAAACACAGUAAACAGUGCAAUUCAUUUUUCAAAAUGACUUUGUGAUAUAGUGUUUAUUUUGCACACGUAUGCUUAACUUACACACGUAAUGUACUGCACUCAUAUAUUUACCG
Molecule: messenger RNA, 2261 nt
Organism: Eleginops maclovinus (Patagonian blennie)
Lineage: Eukaryota; Metazoa; Chordata; Actinopteri; Perciformes; Eleginopidae
Product: general transcription factor II-I repeat domain-containing protein 2B-like
Exons: 2
Coding region: 174-1964 (596 amino acids)
Source: RefSeq, a predicted model, not a curated record